Messenger RNA from Austrofundulus limnaeus, 2866 nucleotides. RefSeq names its product transmembrane 9 superfamily member 1 (gene tm9sf1). The transcript has 10 exons. Gene Ontology annotation, biological process: protein localization to membrane. The coding region runs from base 457 to 2241 and encodes 594 amino acids. Gene Ontology annotation, cellular component: membrane. NCBI's taxonomy places the organism in Eukaryota, Metazoa, Chordata, Actinopteri, Cyprinodontiformes, Rivulidae. The record is from RefSeq and is a predicted model, not a curated record.
CGACGACAUUUGAUUGGUUCGACGAGUCYGAAGGAAAUCCGGUUCGUUCAGAAAAAAUAGUAGUCGCUGUGCUACGAGCUCAAAACGUUCAAAAUUGUGGUUUUCUGUGCUUUUAAGCCACGUAACUGACAUUUAGGUGAAAAAGGUCAACGACGGAAAGCUUCCGGUGACGUGUAGCCGGAGCUCUGCUUCUUCUGCACCGUGUGGCAGUAAAAAGAAGUACUUUGUGUGUACCCGGAUAUGAACCCAGUGGAUUAUUAAUACUCUGCGUCCAGGAUGUCCACGGUGUUUAGUUGAAGGUUGCGGUUCUCCAGCGAGCCCCCCCCCGCCGCCUGUCGACGGACAACCGGAGCGGAGGGGACCGUGCGUCGGGGCCUGGAGUCCGAGGAAUCCGGCGGGCGGACAGGGGUCACGCGCCGUGGAACCGGAUCCCUCCCAGGUGGCCUCCAGCGGACCAUGGCUCUGCUCUGGGUCUUGGUCCUGGGCUUGUCUUCGGGGUGGGCCGCGAGCUACAAGCCGGGGGACAACGUGACUCUUUAUGUCAACAAAGUGGGUCCUUAUCACAACCCUCAGGAGACGUAUCACUACUACACCCUGCCUGUUUGCAGACCGGACAAGGUGCACCACAAGUCCCUGAGCCUGGGGGAAGUGCUGGACGGUGACAGGAUGGCAGAGUCUUUAUAUCGGAUUCGCUUCAAGGAGGACGUGGAGAAAACAACGCUCUGCCAGCUCACUCUGUCAGAGAAACAGGUGGACGAGCUCCGUGAAGCCAUCGAGGAGCUGUACUACUUUGAAUUCGUGCUGGACGACAUUCCCAUCUGGGGGUUUGUGGGGUACAUAGAGGAGAGCGGCUUCCUGCCUCAYAGCCACAAGGUGGGUUUGUGGACACACCUGGACUUCAACAUUGAGUACAACGGCGACUCCAUCAUCUUCGCCAACGUCUCGGUAAAAGACGUCAAGCCCUUUCCGCUGGAGGAGGGGGCGGGCUCGGCGGUGGGYGGCGUGGGAGUGGGCGGGGGCAGCCUGACGGUCACCCACACCUACAGCGUGCACUGGUACAAGUCCAGCCUGACCUACAGCCGGAGAGAGGAGCGCCUCCGGGACUACUCCUUCUUCCCCAAAACGCUGGAGAUCCACUGGCUGUCCAUCAUCAACUCGCUGGUGCUGGUGGUGCUGCUGCUCGGUUUCGUCAUCAUCAUCCUCAUGCGGGUCCUGAAGAACGACUUCGCCAGGUAUAACGUGGAAGAGGAGGGCGGCUGCGACGACCUGGACCAGGGAGACAACGGCUGGAAGAUCAUACACACCGACGUGUUCAGAUUCCCUCCCUUUAAAAGCCUGCUGUGCGCCRUGCUGGGAGUCGGCGCUCAGUUCCUCACGCUCGCCACGGCCAUCAUCAUCAUGGCGCUGCUGGGAAUGUUUAACGUCCACCGCCACGGCGCCAUCAACUCUGCWGCCAUCGUCCUGUACGCCCUGACCAGCUGCGUGUCGGGCUACGUCUCCUGCAGCUUCUACACGCAGAUCAACGGYCAGCGCUGGGUGUGGAACAUCAUCCUCACAUCUUCGCUUUUCUCAGCGCCUCUCUUCAUCACGUGGAGCGUGGUGAACUCCGUCCACUGGUGGAGCGGCUCCACCCAGGCUCUGCCGGCCACCACCGUGCUCCUCCUGCUGGGCGCCUGGGUGCUGGUGGGCUUCCCCCUCACCGUCAUCGGCGGCAUCGUGGGAAAGAACCGAGCCGGCAGCUUCCAGGCGCCGUGCCGCACUCGCAACAUCCCGCGGCAGAUCCCSACGCAGCCCUGGUACAAACACACGGUGGUGCACAUGGCCAUCGGCGGCUUCCUGUCUUUCAGCGCCAUCUCCGUGGAGCUGUACUACAUCUUUGCCACGGUGUGGGGCAGGGAGCACUACACCCUGUACGGCAUCCUGCUGUGCGUCUACGCCAUCCUGCUGUCGGUGGGUGCCUGCAUCUCGGUGGCGCUGACCUACUUCCUGCUGUCGGGCGAGGACUACAGGUGGUGGUGGCGCAGCGUGCUGAGCACGGGCUCCACCGGCCUCUUCAUCUUCGUCUACUCCGUCUUCUACUACCGCAACCGCUCGUCCAUGAGCGGCGCCGUGCAGAGCACAGAGUUCUUCGGCUACUCGCUGCUGACGGCGCUCGUCUUCUCGCUGAUGCUGGGCAGCGUGUCGUUCUGGGCCUCGCUGGCGUUCAUCCGCUACAUCUACCGCAGCCUGAAGAUGGAUUAAAACACGRGCCGGGCGAGGAGUUCUGCGCGGCCUUGAACUUUAUUAUAAUAAACUGCAGCAGAAAUCCUCGGCUGACGGAGAGAACGCUGGUGAACGAGUGGACAAAUGAAGGGAUACGUUGGGGUUUCUUAUAAAUUUAGUCAAAUUAGUUAUUUUGGUGCGUUGAUUGAUUUAAAGUAAAGAUUUAGUUUCAAUCAUACGAUGCAGUUCACAGCAUCGUCUGUUACGGUAAGCGUUAAAAGUGGAGGACGGGCGGGAGUGAGUUUUAUUUUAGAGCUACAAUUCAAUAGUCUGAAACCCCUCCUACAGAGAACCACCUGUUCAGGUGUGACGUUUAUUAAAUAAAUGGUUGUUUUGCACUGAGUGUGAARCUCUCCCCGUCCCUCCGCUGGACGAGGCCUUGCAGUUUAAAGUUUUAUGUAAAACGUUGGUGACGGGAGCAAUAUCUGUGUAUUCUGCCAUCGACUGUGGUUCUGAUGUAAAUAGUCUUUUCAAUAAAGCUCUUUUUAAUAUGCAGACGCCAGGAAGAGAGCCUGAAGUGGUUGCAAUAGAUUGGUUUAUUUAGAACAGGAAGGAGAUUAAGCAGCAUCAAGUUGGCAAAUAAAACCCUUAUAUGAAAGUUAAA